AUACAUACAUGGACUAUUAUUAAGCUCUGAAAAGAAAUGGAUUGCUGAUAUAUGCUACAACAUGGAUAAAUCUCCAAAAUACUAUGCUAAGUGAAAGAAGCGAAAUACAAAAGGUCACAUUUUAUAUGAAAUAUCCAGACUAGAUAAAUCCAUAGACAUAGAAUACAAGUUGGUGGUUUGUCGAGGGCUAUGAAGAUGGAGGAAUAGGGAGAAACUGCUUAACAGAUAGGGGUUUUACUUUGAAGUCAUAGAAAUGUUUUGGAACUAGGUAGAGGUAUGGUUGUAUAACAUUGUGAAUGUACUUAAUGCCACCGAAUUGUUCACUUUAAAAUUUUAUAGCAAAUAUUCUUUUAGAAAGUUACUUUUAUGUUAUAUGAAAUUCACCUCAAUGUUAUUUAUUUAAAAAGAUGUUACUCCUGUGGCCUGUAACAUACAAAAAUGUAAGAAAAAAAAAUACAAAUGAUUGCUUAGCCAUCUCAGAAACCCAUAUAAACAGAGUCUAUCUCUAUUCACAGUAAACUAAGGAAGAGAGAGCUCUUAUUAAAAUCCUGGUUUCUUCCUGUUUUAACAGAAUAAUUUUUAAAGGUAAAAUUUUGACUAUCAUACAAAUAUAAAAUGAACACACAUCUAAGGUUUUAUUUAACUCAUUAAUUAAAGACAGAAUGAGUAAGAUUAAAAACUGGUUCAAGUGGCAGCCAGAAAUACUGCAAUGUAUUUGUUAAUAGAUGCAAAUCUAGCUUCUUGUGUUUGAGGAGGGGAAGUGAUCAACUGUACCUCCACGAGAAAAAAGUUGUUUGCUUUUUUGUAGACAAGAAUAAUUAGCAUUACGCUCACGCUCAGUUUUCUAAAAACCUACAGAAUUUAAAAUAGUUCUGAGAUGAUGAAAGGUCUCAGAACUACUACAGAAUCAGACAAACUCUAAAGGAUAACCAGUAAUUUUUUUUUUUUUCAAAUUUCCCAAUUAUUUUCUGACAUUCCUCUGGCACUCAAGGUAAUUCGUUACUUUGGCAAAUGGCUUCUCUUCCUUGGACUUCAGAUCCUGUCUGUUAAAAAAAAAAAAAUGUUAAGGAGGAGUUGGCUUGGAUAACAUGAUCUUUGACAGCCUGGUAAUACCCAGCUUCCAAGGGCCAGAUGCUGAGUCACAGAAUCCUGCAGGUAACAGAGCCCUUUAAGCCAUCAGGACUCAUGAUCACAGCACAUAAAUUACUUCUCUUCUCAUCGGACAUGCCAUCCCUUGAUAUUUCUAAUGGAUCAUUCCAGAACAAUUUGCCUUUUUGCACUUCUGGAAAUAAGAUUAUACUGAAUUCUCCCAGCUGCUGUCAUGACCAAAAAGCAUCAUUUCGUGUUUAAACAAUCCAGAGAGAACAAUAGUUUGGAGCUAGGAAACAAAACAAAAUAAAAUAGAUGGCCAACGUUAGAUAUUUUUCUAAAACCAGCUGAAUUGAAUGACUGUUAAAAUGUUUAUGCCAUGUAUGUGGGGUUGCGAUCAAAUGUACCUAGUUUGCUGUACGGCAGUAUCCCGUAUGACUUACUUGGGGAUUUCUACUUAGGGAAAACUAGGAUUACUAAGGAUUGCAUUUCGAUACACUUCGUUUACUGUAGAUGUACUCUGACAUUUAUGCUUCUUCCUUUUGUUAGCUCUUCCACUGCACUCUCCAGCUGCCCAGUACUGGGUGCACAGUAGGUCAGUCAAAUCUUGCUGUUCAAUCAUAUGUUAUUCUAUGUUUGUCACAUGAAUUUUCAGGUUAUUCGGGAUAUAACAGGACAUUUCUCUACUCAUGGAACCAAAAUUCUUUUUACUUCAUUUUAAAUGUAUUGAUCAGUCCAGCACAAUCAAAACCACAUCCAGCAACAGUGUGUAAAACAGAAAUCUUAAGCUUCCAAGAAAAAAUGUGCUAUUCCACACCCCUCUUCAUAAAGAUCUACAACUCCACACAGAUCCCCCACCAAAGCCAAUGCUGAGAUUAAUAGAUUUCUGAAAUCAGUAAAAUUAUAAUGCUGACCCAAACAACUGUGAGCUAUCUCCUGUCUUCUGGGUUGAGAGGAAAGGCAGCUUGAAUUUCCUUCAAAUGCCAAUACCAAAAUUCUUUACAUUCCAGCUAAAAAUGCUUUGCUCACUAUGAGACUUUGGCUUCUGCCCUGCCUUUUUAUCCCCUCAUUCCCAUUCAGAUUUUAUGUAUAAUUACUAGUGGUUGACUGAGGUCACAUAUUUUUUGUCCUUCUCUUGGGAGGAUGCUCACUCCCCAAGUACUUAAUUGAAAGCGGGGGCUGCACCAAAUAGUGGAAUAGGGAGACCCUUCCCCAUCCUCCCAGUUGAUACCCUAGCCUCUUUGCAUGCAGCUGUCAUUCCAGUUUAUGCUCCUCCUUGCAGAUGGCAGGACUGUGUCUCAAACAAACCCAGCCUCGAGGGGUUCUUUCCGAGGGGACAACAGGAGCAGAAAAGCAGACCGACGACGUGGAGGCUGUAACCAGGAAAUAUAUUUUAAAUUGUGCCUCUGGGAUUGUGCUUGGAAAAUGCUACAGAAAUGUCAGAGAUAAAGAAGAAAACCACUAAAGUUUCUCUGACUAUCAGUUCCCCAGUUAAUGAAACCACCAACAUCAGAUCAAGUUAUUCUACCUUAGUUCAACCAUUGUGUAUUGACCCCCAGAGGAUGCAGAGUCCCUGCAGCAGCCUGUCAGGAUCCACUUGUGUUGUAGCUCCUGAGUUUACCAAGCAUCUUCAAGACAUCUCUACAACCAGAGGUCAGUUUGUCAUCUUUGAAUGCCGAGUCCAGGCCACAGCUGCAGUUCAAGUUCACUGGUACAGAGACACAGAACAGAUCGCAGACUCAGAUGACUUCCGGAUUCUGAGGAAAAAAGCUUGUUUAUCAUCCAUUCCCGAGGAAGUCUGCACCUUGAUUAUCACGGAAGCAUUUCCUGAGGACUCUGGGGAAUUCAAGUGCAUUGCAGAAAACGAGGCUGGGACUGCAAUCUCAGCAGCAAGACUCUUUGUCUCCCCAGGAAAAGAAGUGGAAAAAUCAGAAAAUUCUCCAAAGUUACCCAUGAGGAAGUGUUCUCCAAAAACGGCCGCCUCUCCCUGGAGCAGUGAGAGCUACACAAAGGACAAAAACCCAGACCAUAUCCCAAUACACCUUAGGCAAACUAGUCCUGAACUGGCCAGUCACACCGAACAAGAGAUCCAGGUUCCAGAAGAGGACUGCUGCACCUUCAGCGAACAUUCCUCUGAGCCACAAUCACAACGGAUCAGUAUAUCUCCAAUAACAGCUUGUGACUGUGAUUUCUCAGUUGGUCUCCCAAAACUCAUUUGGCUUCUGGGGUUUCUAGUUGCCUAGGCAGCAGCUAACCCUACAAAUAAAGAUUCCUCAAGAGGUCAAGAAAGAAUGGGUGUGUGGGACAAUAGAUAAGACUGCAAUUCAUUCAACAAACAUUUAUUCAGAACAUUCUAUGUAUUUGUCAGUUUCUGUGCUAGACUUGCCAUGGGAAAAUGGCCAGUAAUGAUACCUAUAACUUUUCUCCAUGAAUACCUGUGUUUAGCAGCGAGCCCUUAAGACUUAAGAAAACCUUGAAUUUAUAGUACAGUACCUUUCAAAGAAGAUUUCCAUCUGGUCAUCAUAAAAUCACCUGUCAGGAAAAUUAUUGGGUAAAAGUUCUAUGAAAGUCAGUAAGUUUUUACUGAACAUCUAUUAUGGGCUACAUUGUCUGAGGCAAGAUGAAUUAAGUAAUAAACAGUCCCUCCCUCAGAAAAUAUGUAACCUAGCUGAAGAGAUAUAUUGUACCACAUAACAGUCCAUUGUAUGAUUUCCUGUUUCAUUUGAGUCUCUUAGCUACCCUUUGAUUUAGGUUAGUAAAACAGAUAUUUUUCAGUUAAUUAUUACAGCUCAGAGAGUUUAAGCAACUUGUCUAAGAUUACACAGCAUGUAUGUGAUAGAGUGGACACUCACACUGUCUCCAAAAUAGAUAAUAAAAGGUUAAUGUGUCUAGAAAUUGUAGUAAAUUAACCAAAUUAAAUUGUCAUUUUUACUGUUUGACUCCAAACCCCGUGGAGUAUCCAUUAUUAUUUCUUUCUUGAGAA
Molecule: messenger RNA, 4072 nt
Organism: Manis pentadactyla (Chinese pangolin)
Lineage: Eukaryota; Metazoa; Chordata; Mammalia; Pholidota; Manidae
Product: palladin-like
Exons: 9
Coding region: 2526-3332 (268 amino acids)
Source: RefSeq, a predicted model, not a curated record